CUCGGAAAAUCGAUCGGAAUCGUAAUGAUGCGCGUCACGUGACCCGACCCGGCCAAUGGGGACGUUGCAUCCUAAUACACCACCCCGUCCCGCCCGCUAGUCGGUAGUUUUCGGGCAUUAAUGGUCGUAUAUGCGAGUUUCUCCGUUUUUGGUACGGAAAUUAAUUUAUUGCCGAUGAGCCGGGAUCGCAGUGGGCAUUCGAGAAAUGACCGCGUAGUGCCGAAUUAGUGGGAAUAGGUGUUUUCACCCGUGCGCGCGUGCCGUCAACCACACGAGAAAUACGUCGACGUGCAACCGACGAGUACGCGCCGUGUUACCGCCGCCGCCGCCACCGCAGCCGCAGCCGUAGCCGUCGCAGAUCGCAGUUAUAAUAACAAUAACAAUAACAAUAAUAGUAAUAGUAACGGUGACGACGUUGACGGCGUAAAUAUAUUAAACGAUAAUAAUGGUGGUCGCGCCGUCGGGUUACCACCUCGACGCCGCCGGGAAGUCGUUUGUCGCGCGAUACGCCACCAUCACGUCCUGUCGCCGCCGUCGUUCACGUUAUUAGCCCCAGCGUACCGUUUAUGUAUGUUUCAGCCACAGUCGAAAGUGGGUUCAAUAUGCAGCAGGUGCCAGUUUCAACUCAAAAUAGUGGUGUGCCGACAGAUACUGCAAAUGCAAAACCUGACGGUGGAGAGGUUGCGCCACCACGAAUUGAGCCAUAUAUUGAGCCGGUGAAUGGUAUUGUUCAACCACCAGUUGUACCUCCACCAAAUCGGCCUGGCCGACUCACUAACAAACUUAAUUUCCUUCAAAAGACUGUAAUGAAGGCUCUUUGGAAACAUCAACAUGCAUGGCCAUUCUAUCAGCCAGUUGAUACCACCAAACUCAAUUUACCUGACUACCAUAAAGUAAUCAAAACACCAAUGGAUUUGGGUACUAUAAAAAAGCGUUUAGAAAAUAAUUACUAUUGGUGUGCUGAUGAAUGCAUACAAGAUAUUAAUGCAAUGUUUUCCAAUUGUUAUACAUACAAUAAACCUGGAGAAGAUGUAGUUCUCAUGGCUCAAACAUUGGAAAAAAUAUUUCUUGCCAAAAUGGGUCAGAUGGUAAAAGAAGAAACUGUAUUGCCCCAACAUAAACCAGCUGUCAAAAAUCAUUCAAUUACUCAGAAACCUCCUCCCAGUCACAAUCAACCAAUAGCUGUAGCUCCCGGUUCAACUGCUAUGGGUACCACUCCUCAUUCCCAACAUAAUUCUCUACCAUCUCAAGUUAUAGCUCCUACGACGAGUGAUUAUGUAGCGCAACCAGCAAACAUACCUUUAGGAGCAGCGAAUUCACUAACUGGUGGCAAACUAAAAAAAGGAGUUAAAAGAAAAGCAGAUCCUAGUCCCAUCAAUUCAAUUGAUUCUACCGUUUAUCCUGGCCCAAUGGCUACAGCAACAACUCCUGUUCAACCUUUACAAUCAUCUAUUCGAAGGGAAUCUGGUCGACAAAUAAAAAAACCGAGAGUGCCCGAUGAAGGAAUUUUAUAUUCUCAAAAUACGACUUUACCUACUGGAUCCGGCUCAAUAUCAGACGGAAAAACCAAAGAAAAAUUGACUGAGGCAUUGAAGGGUUGUACUGAAGUGCUUAAAGAAUUGUUUACCAAAAAACAUGCGGCAUAUGCAUGGCCGUUCUACAAGCCAGUUGAUGCUGCUUGGUUGGGCUUGCAUGAUUAUCAUGACAUUAUUAAGAAGCCUAUGGACCUGGGAACAGUAAAGACCAAAUUAGACAACAGAGAGUAUAAAAAUUCAAAAGAGUUUGCAGCUGACGUUAAUUUAAUAUUUUCCAAUUGCUAUAAAUACAAUCCUAAAGAUCAUGAUGUAGUAGCAAUGGCAAAAAAACUACAAGCUGUAUUUGAAGCUAAAAUGUCAAAAGUACCACCAGACCCACCUUUAGUAGAAAUGAAAAUGGAACCUGAGGAUGAAAGUAGUUCCGAAGGAAGUUCUGGUUCAUUUAGUGAUUCUGAUGAUUCUGAAGAUCUAGAAAAUUCAAGAAAAAUUCAAGAAUUCCAAGAAAAAUUAAAUGCUCUACAAGAUCAAAUGAAAAGGUUAGUUGAAGAAAGUGCAAGAAAGAAAAAACAAAAAAAGAAUAGUAUGAAUAGUUCUAAAAAGAAGAAACAUUCUACCAAUGAAAAAUUAACUUCAUCUGUGUCUAAACCUCCAUUAGCUGUUGCUCUCAAUAGUACGCCUAUGAAUAUUAUGGCUAACUCUACCAUUACCAACGAUAUUAAAAUGUUACCAAUUGAGCCAUCGAUGAAUGCUAAAUCAGCAGCUCAGCAGUUGCGUCAUCCUAUGACAAAUGCUUCAGCUGGUCAAACAACCAAAGGGGCAAAAGGUAAAGGUGCCGGUACUAGAGGUCCUGCUAAAGCUCCAGCACAACCAAAACGUCCUAGAGUUAAUUCCAGAGCAAAUAAUCCGAAGAAAAAGAAUUCUGUAAGUGCCCCAGCUUUUGACUCUGAAGAUGAAGACAAUGCUAAGCCUAUGUCUUAUGAUGAAAAACGUCAGUUGAGCUUAGAUAUCAAUAAGUUACCAGGCGAUAAACUUGGUAGAGUAGUACAUAUUAUCCAGUCUCGUGAACCAUCACUCAGAGACUCUAAUCCAGAUGAAAUUGAGAUUGAUUUUGAGACCCUUAAACCAUCAACAUUACGGGAACUUGAGUCUUAUGUGGCUUCAUGUCUGAGAAAAAAACCACAUAAAAAAGUUUCUGGAAAACCUAAAGAAGAACUUGGAGAGAAAAAACACGAGAUAGAUAAACGACUAGACGUUAGCGGGCAACUGUCAACUAAAAAAGGCAAGAAAGAUGCUAAAGCUACGGAAAUUAGUGGUCCAUCUCGAUUAUCUGCAUCUAGUUCAAGUAGCUCUGACUCUGAUUCUAGUUCUUCCAGUUAUUCAACAUCAUCCAGUGAUUCAAGUGAUUCUGAACAUGGUGGCAACAAGCAAAAAAAGAAGAAACGUUUGUCCGACGACGUGUCGAUAAACAAAUCAGCUGAAGGCCAAAAAUCGACAAAUACUAUGAAACAAACAGGUUCAAACUCAACAUCUGUCAAUUCGAUCAACAAACCAGUUGUUAACACUCAACAGAAUGUUCCACCUAAAAAACCUCCAGUAGUAACAAAUUCAAUGGUUAUAAAUAAUUCUAAGACAAAUCCAAUGGCUAUGAAUACUUCAAAAGUGAAUCCUGUUAUUCACUCUAAACCAACACCAGUUGUAUCUACAGUUCCAAGUCUUCCUACAACAAAUGGAAAUAUAUCUAAUGGAGAUUCAAAUACUUCAUCUAUAACUCAAGAUAUAACAUCUAAUGGAGUUUUAUUACAAUCAGCUAAAGUUGAAGUUAAAACAGAGCCUGGACUUCCAAUUAGCAGCACCACCUCGCAGCCUACUGUAUCUCUGGGAACAAUGCCUAAUGAGAAUACAGUACUGUCAUCAAUGACAUCAGUGUUUGAUCCUCUUACACCUCCUAGUAGUCAGCCUACCAAUAAUAAUUCAUUACGUGUUCCUGACAAACAGGCUGCACAUACAGUUGUACCCACAUCUAACAUGCAUAAUUCUCUUGUUAAUGACGGACUUUCAGUUCAGCAUGUCGAUAUAGCACCAGUCAUGAAUUCUGUAGCUGCUGUUCAUCAUUCAGCUACACCACCAUUGAUGGUGCAACCUCCAGUUGAUAGUAAACCUCGUCCAACACCGAUCACUCCAAUUAUUCAAAAUACAAAUCAGGUAUUUCCACAGUUCAAUUUAGAUUCCUCCCCUCAGGUUCCAGCGUCAUUUAUGGGACCAUUACGUCACCACCACCAUCUACAUUCUUUCCCUGUCCCAUGGGAUCCUAAUAUUGGGCCUUCUUAUGACACAGCAGAUCUAUCUGAUCAAAGAGUUGUAAAUGCUGCUACAAAUGUUUGGAGUUCAUUAGCUCAACAAGCUGCUACAGAUGCUAAUAAUCAAGUAGCCGGAGCUUCAAUAAAACCAUCUACAGCUGAUUCUUUUCAGCAAUUUAAAAAGCAAGCAAAAGAAAAUGCAAAAAAGCAACGUGCAUUGAUUGAACAACAAGAGAUGAGGCGUCAUCAAAAAGAACAAGCAGAAAAAGAACGCAUUCGUAUUGAAAAUGAAAAAAGGAGAGAAAAAGAAGAAGAAGAAGCUCUUGAAAAAGCUAGAAAAAUUGUUGCUGAACAACAAUCAUCUCGAUUGGAUGAAGUGAAAGCUUCUAGCAAUACUGAUGAUAGUUCAAGUCCCAGUCAAGACCGUGCUGCUGAGGGACGUGAAAGGCAGAGAUUACGGGAACAAGAGAGAAGACGUCGAGAAGCUAUGGUGAACCAGAUUGACAUGAAUCGCCAAAGUGAUUUGAUGGCAGCAUUCGAACAAACAUUGGCACCUUAAUUACUGCGAUGACUAAUGACUUAUUAUACUGAGAGAAAUUAUCUUAAAAACUUCUAUUUGUCUGUUCAUCCUAUGUAUUUAGAGUAUGUAUAUGAGUGUAAAUAAGAGUAAAUGUGUGCCUUCCAUGUAAAUAAUUCAUUUCAUGAAUGAAUUUUAAAUUUGGAAUAAUGUUAUAGUUUUUUUUUUUUUUUUUUUGUUAAGACAAAUUUUAUUAUUUUACUUUUAUCAAUAUUUGUUUUCUAGACUUGACAUAUUGGUAGUUUUUUCUCUAUAAUUAAUCCAAAACGUAGUAAAGACAAAUUGGACUUGACACAUAUUAUUUAUUUGUUUUGUGUAAACUAUAUUUAACAAACAACUUGUUCUAAGCGCUCAAAUGUCUUAUUAGUGUUGAGAAUCAUAUUUAAGGUAAAAAGUAUAGGGAUUACAUUUUUGCAUAUUUUAUUAUUAUUAUUUUUGUUUUGAUAUAAGUAUUUUGAAUGCAGUGCCUGUUGGCUGAUAAUUUUGCUACCUAAUACCAUAUUUAUAUUUUUCGUUCAUGUACAUAUAAUUACAUUUAAAGUAUCUAAUCAAAUUGUACAUAAAUCAACA
Melanaphis sacchari is the source of this 4979-nucleotide messenger RNA. Its product is annotated as bromodomain-containing protein 3-like. Gene Ontology annotation, biological process: regulation of DNA-templated transcription; chromatin remodeling. Lineage: Eukaryota; Metazoa; Arthropoda; Insecta; Hemiptera; Aphididae. Bases 567 to 4391 code for a protein of 1274 amino acids. The transcript is spliced from 24 exons. The record is from RefSeq and is a predicted model, not a curated record. Gene Ontology annotation, cellular component: chromatin; nucleus.